AUGACUUUUACUUUAGAACCUAUCAAACUGUCGCCUAAGCAAUCUGGGGUAGAUUUCGGUAUUAUUGUCAAUGAUCUUGACCUUGAGAAGAUUAGCUCGGAAGAUUUUGAUAAACUAUUUAAUGCAGUUUACACUUAUCAGGUAGUUGUUGUUCGAAAUCAAGGCCAUGUCAGUCCACAAACACAAUAUGAGCUUACAAAGCGGUUUGAUCCACAAAAUAUUGAUAUUUAUGGUCAUGGCUCUAUGCAUCGUGCAAAUGAAUCUGUUAUCUCUCGAGAUAUCUCUCCUUUACCUAAAGUUCCUCAAGUUCAAUUAUUGGGUCAUGGUCUAGUUAGAAAUCAUUAUGGCUUUGAGGAAAAAAGAUUAAUUCAUCCUAGUCAUACCGUCUUCCAUAAAGAUUGUUUAACAAAGGAAGAAAUGGAAGCUGGCCAAACAAGAUUUUAUCGUUGGCAUAUGGAUGCUGCCCUUUAUAAAUUAAACCCUCCUAAAGUGACGACCUUAUUUAGUCUUAAGAAUCCUGAAGCCAGACGUGAACUAGUUCGUUAUGAUGAUGGUACGGGUGACCAACUUGAUGUUCAAUUAGGAACGACUGCUUUUAUCUCUGGCCAAAAGGCGUUUGAGAUUUUACCACAAGAACUUAAGGAACUUGCUUUUAAAACCAAAGUUAAAUAUGCUGCUCAUCCUUAUUUAUGGAUCUCUAAAGCUAAAGCUCAUUCCACAGGUUUAGGCAUGGUAUCUGAAGGUAAAGAACUUGGAAAAGAUGAAUUACCUGAGAUUGUAGAAGAAGAUAUCAAGAUAUAUCCCAUGCUGUGGAAGAAUCCUGUGACGGAUAAAAUUCAUCUUCAAGUCCACCCAGCUGCAGUUGAAGAUCUCAUCAUUGAUGGUAAACCUGUGGGUGACUUGAAAAAAGUAAGAGAAUUACUUUACCGCAUACAGCGUCCCUCUAUUAGUCCUCAGAAUGUAUAUGCUCAUGAAUGGAAGGAUGGUGAUUUUGUUAUUUUCCAUAAUCGCGGUUUACUUCAUUCUGUAGUUGGCUCUUUAAGAGAUACGGAUGAAAGACUAUUUCAUCAAUGUAAUAUCGCAAGUGCUGAAGAACCUAUUCCAGUUACUGAGGCUGAUUUUGCCCCUUACAUCAUUCAAACUUCGGUCUAA
Messenger RNA from Cokeromyces recurvatus, 1152 nucleotides. RefSeq lists its product as uncharacterized. Bases 1 to 1152 code for a protein of 383 amino acids. Gene Ontology annotation, molecular function: oxidoreductase activity. The record is from RefSeq and is a predicted model, not a curated record. The transcript has 5 exons. NCBI's taxonomy places the organism in Eukaryota, Fungi, Mucoromycota, Mucoromycetes, Mucorales, Mucoraceae.